UCUGGCCUUAAAUUUGUGUAGUUCACACAGUGUUCAAAAAGUUUACAUUAUUAUUUUGUUUUCUUUUUUUUCAAAUUGUAUAAUUUCGAAUUUUUGGAUUUGGCGCAUUUUUCGUCGAAUUAGUCAAUGACCGCUUUUUGAUCAUCUUCUUCUAAGUCGAAAUUCUUCAAGAAUAUGUGUUGCGGACCUGCUGGUUGUUGCCCAUCCUGUGGACCUCCAUGUGGCGGACCUUAUUGCAAGCCGUGCUGUGUUGAAAUGUGUUUUUCGCCUUUUACACCUGCAUAUUUGCAAUGCUCUUAUUGCUGUGGCUGUUGAGAGAAAAGAUUAUAUAUAUCAAUAGAGAAACUCAAGAGAGGAAUUGAUAAUUCGUCAAAAAAAAUUCAAUGAAGAGAAAUGAGUAUUUUAAUAACUUAACGAUAACAAAAUAAUAAUGUAAAACCAAAAAAAACCA
This is a messenger RNA of Drosophila nasuta, 451 nucleotides long. Its product is annotated as male-specific sperm protein Mst84Dd. The record is from RefSeq and is a predicted model, not a curated record. Bases 175 to 315 code for a protein of 46 amino acids. The transcript is spliced from 2 exons. Lineage: Eukaryota; Metazoa; Arthropoda; Insecta; Diptera; Drosophilidae.